UCCUUCCCUUCCUUCUUUUCCGGCGUCGAGCGGCGGCUGAGGCGGCGGCAAGGCGGGCAUGGCAGGCAUGGCGGGCCCGGCGGCGGCGCUGCGGAUCGGGGACCAGCUCAUCCUGGAGGAGGACUACGACGAGGCCUACAUCCCCAGCCAGAGAGAGAUCCAGGAGUUCGCGCGCGUGAUCGGGAUCGACCCGGAGGCGGAGCCCGAGCUGCUCUGGCUGGCCAGGGAGGGGAUCGUGGCCCCGCUGCCGGCCGAGUGGAAGCCCUGCCAGGACGUGACGGGGGACAUCUACUACUUCAACUUCGCCACCGGCCAGUCCAGCUGGGACCAUCCCUGCGACGAGCACUACCGGCAGCUAGUGAUCCAGGAGCGGGAGCGACGCGUGGACCCCGGAGGAGGCGGGGGAGGAGGAGGAGGAGGAGGAGGCCUCCGGAAGAAGCCCGGGAAGCAGCGCAAGGACAAGCGGAAGAAGAAAGGCGAGGACAUACUGCUGCUGAAGCGGGAGGUGCAGUCGGAGUCGGGUCUCCUCCCCUCGGCCUCCUUCUACCGAACGCUCUCACCGGCCUCCUCCUCAGGCAGGGCCAGCCCUGACCUCGAGCCGCAGGGCAGCCUGACUGCGAGGCAGGAUCCCUUCCUGAGGGUCCCGAAGGGGAGAUCCUCUGCGGUGCUGCCAGAACCCAGCGACCCUUUGAGGCUCCUCCCGGCCAGUGCCUCGGGCAAACUGCAGCCGCUCUCUCUGGGCAAGCCCAGCCGGACCCACCAGAUCCUUGCGGACGUCGAAAAGAUCCUGGGAAGAGCUUCGUCCUCCUCUGGCAAGCACGAUGCCGGCCAUCCGCCCCGACAAGACUCCACUGCAGAGGUCCGGUGUGCGGCAGCCGGGGCGUUUUCAGAUUCGGAGCCCGAAGACACCGAGAGUCCCCGUGGCACACAGCGUAACCGCCGGGCCCUGAAAGAGCCGCCCCACGGAGCUCAGACCGACGACCGUUCACUGAGCCCGGGGUCACCUCUGAGGGGAGGCCUCUUGUUGGAGGUUGUGACACUGGGCAAAGACCAAGGGGACGGCAAUGCCCUCGAAGGACGCAGCCCUGUCGAUGCCCUUCUGGGAGAGAAGGAUGAGGACCUUGUACCUGCUGUGGCCGCAGAAGUGCCGCUCGUUCCCUCUGUGGCUUCCCUUCGGCCCAACAGAGCCCCGGAGGAAGAGCGGGGCCUCCACUCUCUGGGGAAUGGGCUGCGGCUACUUGACGGCAGGAGGAAGAAGGGACCCCAGGCCACAGAACUCGGCAAGAGUGGAAGAGCGACCGUGGAGCAGGGGCCGGCCCUGGUUGCCGGCCCUGUACUGCGGGUGGAGGCCGAGGCCGGAGCAAGGGCCAGUCCUGAGUCCUUUCCCAGCAGCAAGGCGGACUCCGGGGGCGGCAGCGUGGGCAGCAGCCUGGCGGACCACCUGGCCUCCCAGGUCCUGGGCGAGGUGGACAACUUCUCCUGGGACCUACAGAGCUCCCAUGACACCGACCACGCUGCGGAGCCCCCGGCCGCAGCCAAGAGGCCCUUCCUGGAAGCCCUUCACUCACAGGCCCACAGCUCCCCGGAGGAGCACUCCGAAAGCGAGUGCUACUCCGAGGACCAGAAGUUCUACCGGCACGUGCUACACAUGGUCAAAAGGUCGCGGGGGGCAGAACCCUUCAGCCAGUGCCCUGGCACUGCUCAGGAAGACUCCGAGGAAGCAGUGGUUUCUGAGACCGGGAGCCCAAAGGGACCCCCCUCUGCUGCAGAAGGAAAGGAGCCCACGCCGGCCGAGAAGGGCAGCCGGACUGCGCUUGCACCAGAAGGAGAGAAAGCCAAAGAGCCUGACAGCCGCAAAAAGGGUGUGUGUGAAUCAGUGGCCCAGGAAGAAGCAACAGAAGCAGCCGCUGCCUUGGACUUGUUAGUACCUGACAACAGAGCAGAGAAGGAAGAAGAGAGCAGCAGCGAGGGCCCACGGAGAGGAGCCCGGCUCCUCAGGAACCUCCACGUGGACCUCAGCACCCUGGACUCCGGCUCCGACAAUGAGGGAGAAGGCUGGCUGCCAGGAGAGGAAGCAGGACACGCAAAAGGCGGUGUAGAAGAGGAAUGGAAGCAGGAGUCGGCCGAGGUGCCCAAAAGAAAUGCUGAGCCUGAGGUCAAACCAAUGACGCCCUGGAAAGAAGAGGGUUCCGCAGAAGACGAAGUGAAAAAGACUUCUGUUGGCAAAGGACAGGCCUUGUCUUUGCAACAAGGAAAACAAACUUCGAUCCAGAACAUCCCUAAAGAAGAGGAAGAGACCCAAGGUUUCCAUCAGCAGAAGGAGGAGGCCCUUCGAUCCCUGAAAUGUGAGCUGGAGAAGGCCAGGCGGGAAGAGGAGCAGCACUUGCGGGAGAAGGCCCGGCAGGAGCUUGAGGAACUCCGAACCCAAAUCUGUUCUGAAACGGAGGCAGAGAAGGAGAGAGUCAGGGAGGAACUGGAGUCCCUUCGGCAGUCGGAGGAGCAGGCGCUGAGGGAAAAGGCACACCUUUCCCUGGAACGGGCAAAGCAGGAGGCGGAGGCGGCUCAGGAGGCCCAGGAGGCAGAGCUGGAGCAGGACCUCCAGAAAGCCGUGAGCGAGCGGAAAGAGAGACUGCGCCAGCAAAAGGAGGCGGCCCUACAAGAACUAGAAGCCCAGUUUGCCGCAGAGACCCAGCAGCAGAGAGCGGCGGCCCUGGAAGUGCAGCAGAAGGCCCUCGCUGUGCUCCGAAGGCAGAUAGCGGAGGCUCAGCAAAAGGCGGAAACGGAAUUGCAGGAGGAGCUGGAAAGCGCAGAGCAGCAAGCCCAGCGGAAGAAGCAUCAGGUGGCUGAAUACGAGCGAGAGCUCAGUGACCUCCUGAGGGAGAAGCGGCAGGAAGUGGAGCGGGAGCAUGCGAGGCGGAUGGAGAAGGCGCAGGAGGCGCACCGGGAGGCCCUGGCAGAGAUCCAAGCGCAGCACCUGGAGGAGGAGAGACGGCAGCGGGAGGAGCUGCAGAGCCAGCUGCAAGAAGAGCGGGAAUGCCUGAGAGCCAGCCAUGAGGCUGAGGUGGAGACCUUGCGGAGGAAGCAGGCCGAGCAGAUGAGAGACCUGUGCAGGAGCCAAAAGGAAGAGGAGGAAAAGGCAGCCUUGGAAAGGGAGCUCCGACUUCAGGAGGCACAAGCAAAAGCCGCCCAGCUUCAUGCCCAGGAAGAAGCCUGGAAGAGAAGAAAACAGCAGCUCUUUGAGGAGGAGAAGCAACUGGAGCAACAGAGAAAGGAAGCGGCUUUGGCCCUUGAGGAGUCUCGGAAGGAGCAGGAGAGCCUUGCGGAGAGUGUGCGGCAGCUGCUUCGUGAGAUGGCAGAGCUCCAGGAGCAGAAAGCGGCGCUGGGCUCCCAGGUGGAGCGGCUGCGGAAGGAGGCCAGUGAACUUGAGGAGGCCGUGAAGAGCAAGCAGGGGCUGCUGAGCCCAGGCGAAGGGAGCAGCUCCAAACCCUCUCCAAAGGAAAAGGAGGAGGAAGAGGAGGAGCUCAGGCUGGAAGACCUGCAAGAGAGCAGCUCAGUGGCUGCCUCCAGAAAAGUGGAAUUCAAAGCUCCAAAGGACAACGAGGAAAGCAGCGGCCUCCUGGACCAGGUCCGACACUACAUUUCUGCAGAGGGCUCCUCCCUGAAGACCACCAAGGAGUUCUUGGUGCGCCAGACGCACUCUGUGCGGAAGAGGCAGACGGCCCUGAGGGCAGCCAAGCUGCACUGGAGCCACGACCUGCAGGAUCCGGGCCGCUCUGAGGUGCUGGUGGGGGUGCGCCGGAGCCUGGAAGAGGAAGCAAGGCAGCUGGAGGAGGUGAGGUCUGCGGUGCGGAAGGGCCAGGCCCUGCUGAGGAAGAAAGAGGAGCGGCUGGCCCAGCUGGAGUCCUCCCUGGCGGAAGAGCUCUCCGACGAAGAUACGCUCAAGGGAGGGGCGUGCAAGAAGGUGGUGACCUUCGAUCUCAGUGACUCUGAAGACACAAGUAGCAUGAUGAGCACCAAUGGCUCUCCCCACAAAAGGCUUGGCCUGAAGCCGGACCUCCGCUUGCCCCCCCUGGACAAGAUCCAGUGCCUGACCGACUCCUUGCAGCGCAUCACCAGCGAGCUGAACAGGGUGCUGGGCCUCCUGAGCACCUUCAGCACCCAGCAGCCCUUGCCCUUCACGCCCGGCCGGAGCCCGUCCUCCCCGCUGUCCACAGAGGGUGUCCCAUUGGCCACUUACCCCUCUCUGCCCCGCACUUCCGCUGGGCCUCACUGGGCCUGGGGCAUCUGCUCGGCGCCCGUUGCUCCUUCUGCUCCAGCCGGCCAGUCGGUGGACAACAUGUUGACGGAGAAGUGGCGCAAGUAUUUCCCAGGUGUCUUCCCAUUGCCCUGUGGGGGCCCUGGAGCCCUGAGUGGCAAGCUGUCUUUGGUGACCCCUGACAACCCCGUGCGCCUUCUCCCGCAGCCCCCUUUCUGUGGCUCUGAGGCAGAGAAGCAGAACAUCCAGGGCAUGAUCGAUGCCAACAGGAAGUGGCUGGAGAGCGUCAAGCAGGACUCCCGAGUGCCCAUCCUGCUGAGCGGACCCAAGUCCCCCCACGGGCCCCUUCCUGGCGUGGUGCAGCUCGGCCUGGAUGAGAACAACCAGAUCAAAGUCUUCCACUUCUAGGAGAGAGAAAGGGGCCUCAAAGCUCCUCCCAAGCAGCAGCGCCCCGCUUGCUCCCCACUUGGCUGGCAAUACAUGGCAUUCCUUCCUCUGAGGCAGCCUCCGUGAAUGCUUCCUUGGGCCCAGCUCCUCUUACGGCUCCCGGUUUGGGGAAGCAGCCCCCUGCGCUCAUUUCCCAGUGCCCUCGAGGCCAGCCUUUCUGGGGUGCCAGAGCCGUCUGCUCAAGACGCAUGCCCGUGUGCAUGGAUGGUGGUAGCGGGUUCACGUGCUGGGCUCUGCAGGGCUGAGAGUCUUGGUUGCGCCAUUCUCAUUUUCUGUUCUGAGAACAGGCUUGGGGUGUGGGUGGGGGGAGCCUUUGGUAUUGGCUUUGCUCAGCUACUGCGCCCAGUGGCAAAUCCAGGGUCCGGGGAGCGGAGAGCAUGGGGUCCUUCACUUUUCAAUACACAGAGCUGGUUGGGCUGGGAGAAGUGGGGUGUCGGUGUGCCCAUGGGUGACCCUUCCAGUGGUGCUUAUGGUGACACAAGUGGUUUGUAGAAGCAAGAAGGGGCCAGUGGUGCCCUCCGUUCCGCUGGCAGGACAACGAGGGUCUUCGGCCCAGACCGCCUGCCUUUCCCCUUCAUCCUCUUUGAGGGUGACCCCGUCUCACGGGCCAGGCUUCGGCUUCUGAGCCCCUGGGAGGGAGCGGCCUUUGGGGCACCCUCUGCACCGGACAUCCAUCAUCAUCAUCAUCCUCUCCGAUCACAGCAUUGCCCUCUCCGUCUGUCUGAUCUCUCAAGAGCAGCAGAAGGGACGGGAAAUGACUGGGGUGCGACAAAGUGUGCCUUUGGCUGCGUUUUGCAUAUCAAAUAAAGCUAUUUUUUGUA
Messenger RNA from Anolis carolinensis (green anole), 5523 nucleotides. RefSeq names its product centrosomal protein 164 (gene cep164). The record is from RefSeq and is a predicted model, not a curated record. Bases 59 to 4663 code for a protein of 1534 amino acids. NCBI's taxonomy places the organism in Eukaryota, Metazoa, Chordata, Lepidosauria, Squamata, Anolidae. Gene Ontology annotation, molecular function: protein binding. Gene Ontology annotation, biological process: cilium assembly. The transcript is spliced from 26 exons. Gene Ontology annotation, cellular component: ciliary transition fiber; centriole; centrosome.